This is a messenger RNA of Astyanax mexicanus (Mexican tetra), 10270 nucleotides long. It is a transcript of the gene dlgap1b, whose product is annotated as discs, large (Drosophila) homolog-associated protein 1b. The transcript is spliced from 13 exons. The record is from RefSeq and is a predicted model, not a curated record. Gene Ontology annotation, biological process: signaling. Bases 413 to 3493 code for a protein of 1026 amino acids. Gene Ontology annotation, cellular component: postsynaptic specialization; glutamatergic synapse. Gene Ontology annotation, molecular function: molecular adaptor activity. Lineage: Eukaryota; Metazoa; Chordata; Actinopteri; Characiformes; Acestrorhamphidae.
CGCCGCUCUCUCGCUUUGAUCUACAGGCGCGCAGUGCGGAGCGACUCUGUAACCCGCGAGCCGGAGCUGCACGCGCACACGGAGACACGGAGACUCGGAUACGGAUUAAUUCUGUUUUUUUUGCGGGUUUAAUCGCGGGGAAGCGGCGCGGUGCUGAGCGGAGUGUGAACUCUGCAGACUAAUCCAGGCCCAGCAUCAGGGAAAGGCAUGGGGGCGUCGACGUCCUGGAGAGGAAUAUUAUUAUAAAACACUUCAUCACAUCAGGCAGUUCCAUGAGGCGACGCUCCUGCAGAGAGGAAGAGAACGAUGGCGUGAAAGAGAGAAGAAUGUGUGAAAGCAGAAAGUAACACAGAGCGCUGCACCGGGACCUGUGCUCACACUCGUGUGUGAGAGGGUGUGUGUGUUUGUGAGGAUGACGAUGAAAGGCCUGUCCUCCAGCCGGAGUCAUCACCACGCUCUGGCUCACUGUGAUUCUUCUUACGAGUCUCUGACGCUUCGCCCCGACCGUCGCCCGUUUCUCUUCGACCCGGCUGAGGCCCACCCUGCCGACCACCACGGCUUCUACUCCGGCUGCGGUACGGAGCUCCCGGCCAGCAGCACCUUCCCUCGCCGCCACUACAGCUCCCACCACCAGCUGAAGGAUGAGUGCAGGGCCGUGGUUCCCUACACCGGGCCCCCCUCCUGCGGUCCUGCAGCGGCCGUACCACCGGCCCUCAUCGAGCAGUUCGAGCGACAGCGGCCGCCGAGGCGCGACGGCUACCACACGCUACAGUACAAACGUACUGCGGCGCUGGAACACCAGCGCAGCGACAGCCCCGGACGCAUCCGCCACCUCGUACACUCCGUCCAGAAGCUCUUCACCAAGUCCCACUCGCUCGAGGGCCCCAGUCAGCGCGGUCUGAACGGUAAUGACUCCGGCGACCCCACGCCGACCACCUCGGCUUCCCACCCCAACGUAGCGACCCUACACCGACCCCACGGCCAAACCAAACGAGCCAAGAGCAAAGAGAGGAGCCGAUCUGAGCCGAAGCCACGCCCGCGCUCGCCCGCCUCCGGAUACUGGAGCUCGGACGAUACCCUGGACCGAGAGAUCUGCCUCUACCGCCACCACCACCAGCUGCCCUCUGGAGUCAUGACCAUGGGCCGCCACCCGGACAAAUCCCAAUCGCACUACUUCCUGGACCACACCUACAACACGCUCGGAGGAGGCAGGUCGUCCCUCAAGACUUCCAGAAGCAAUAACGAUGUGGGGAAGUGCGCCGCCUGCUCUGUGGGGCCCCCGGGGGCCACGGUGUUGGCGCUGCCGGACCCGGCGGUGGUGGAGCAGGCGGGGCCGCUGGUGAAGAAGAGCUCCUGUUCCAGCGUCCUGACGGUCAGCCGGGCGCGGGAGGUCUAUAAGAAGGGGGCGGUCAGCCUGACGGAUAAAGCUCUGGUUAAAGCACAGACCUGCCAGCAGGGGCGCACCUGCCAGUUCCUACAGGUUCCUCAGGAUGAGUGGAGCGGGUUCUCUGCGCGGGAUGAUGAGAUCCCGUGCAGGCGGAUGCGCAGCGGCAGCUACAUGAAGGCCAUGGCUGAAGAUGACAGCGGAGAUUCAGACUGCAGCCCUAAACCCUCCCCUAAAGCCCAGGCCCGGAGAGCCAGCUACCUGAAGGCCACGCAGCCCUCGCUCACCGAGAUGACCACACUCAAGAUCAGUACAGACUCCCAUUCGCCCAAGCUGCAGAUCCGGAGCCACAGUUACCUGCGAGCGGUGAGUGAGGUGUCCAUUAACCGCAGUUUGGACAGCCUGGACCCGGCAGGUCUGCUGGCCUCGCCCAAAUUCCGCUCCCGAAACGAGAGCUACAUGCGCGCCAUGAGCACCAUCAGCCAGGUGAGUGAGGUGGAGGUGAACGGGCAGAUCGAGGCGGUGUGUGAGAGUGUGUUCAGUGAGAUGGAGUCGAAGGCGGUGGACGCUCUGGAUCUGCCGGAUGUUGCCGGGUGUUUCCGGAUGCGCAGCCACAGCUACGUCCGCGCCAUCGAGAAGGGCUGCUCCCAGGAGGAGGGGGAGGAGCCAACGACCCUCUGCGUCCUGCCCCCCCCUCGAACCGCCACCACCGUACGCACCAUCCAGAGCAGCACAGUAUCGUCAUGCAUUACCACCUACAAGAAGACCCCGCCCCCUGUCCCGCCCAGGUCGACGCCCACCCGCCCAUACAUCUCCAUCACGGCUCAGAGCAGCACGGAGUCGGCUCAGGAUGCGUACAGCGAGCUGGGGGGCGGAGCCGGGCCGGUUAACCGCACCAUCACCGCCGCCCAAUCAGGCCUCAGCAACUCCACCGAGAGCAUCGACAGCAUGAAGGCGCUGACCGCCGCCAUCGAAGCCGCUAACGCCCAGGUCCACGGCCCGGCCAGCCAACACGUCACCAACAGCACCAUCACCAUCACCACGGCAACCACCACUAACGUCACGCACAUAUCUCAGGAUGGCAAGAGAGACGCACUGAGAAAGUGCCUGUCUAUAGGCAUACAGGUGGAUGGUCCUGAGGACACAGCUGGGUCAGAAGAUCAGUGCAAGUUCCAGUCAGUGGGAAUUCAAGUAGAGGAGGAACGAUGUUACCGCAGAGUGACCCGCUCUAACAGCGUGACGGCGGCGGUGCAGGCCGACCUGGACCUGCCGGAGGGUUCAGGGUGUGACCCGGCUCCCUACCCCCAGAUCCAGCACCAGCACCCCAGCUUCAGCUCCUCCUCCUCCCUGCGGCAGUCCUCCAGAGACGCCGCCACCUCCACCGUCAGCAUCCAGGGCUCGGGGAACCACUACCACGCCUGCGCCCAGGACGACUACCUGGAGGUGGGCUUCGAUCCGUCCAUCCUACCCCCUCCGGACCCCUGGAUGGACCCGGGGACGGAGGAGGACGGCGGCGGGGGACGAGCCGUGUCCGUGUGUCCCCGAGACGGACACUGGUUCCUGAAGCUGCUGCAGGCGGAGGUGGAGAGGAUGGAGGGAUGGUGCCAACAGAUGGAGCACGAUGAGCAUGAAAACGAGCUGCCGGACGAGAUCCUGGGGAAGAUCCGGAGUGCGGUAGGCAGCGCUCAGCUACUGAUGGCUCAGAAGUUUCAGCAGUUCCGGGAGCUCUGCGAGGAAAACCUGAACCCCAAUGCCCAUCCGAGACCUGUGUCUCAGGACCUGGCGGGAUUCUGGGAUAUGUUGCAGUUGUCCAUUGAAAACAUCAGUUUGAAGUUUGACGAGCUUCACCAGCUUAAAGCGAACAACUGGAGAUGCGUAGAGCUGCCUGAGCAAAAGGAGAGGCGAGUUCCUCCUCCGGUGCCGAAGAAGCCGGGGAAGAGCGUGGCGAUGCUGGUGAGGGAUCGCUCUCUGGAGGGCUCGCAGAGACUGGAGGCACGGAAACGACUGCUGGCGGCUAAACGUGCCGCCGCUACGCUACGCCAGAACUCAGCCACCGAGUGCAUGGACAGCAUCGAAAUCUACAUCCCCGAGGCCCAGACACGAUUAUAAACACAUACAGGGGUUAGAGAAUGAAACUGAAACACCUGUCAUCAUUUUAGUGUGGGAUUUUAGGUUUCAUGGCUAAAUUGGAGCAGCCUGGUGUUCAAUCUUCAUUAAUUGCACAUUGCACCAGUAAGAGCAGAGUGUGAAGGUUCAAUUAGCAGGGUAAGAGCACAGUUCUGCUCUAAAUAUUACAAUGCACACAACAUUAUGGGAGACAUACCAGAGUUCAAAAGAGGACAAAUUGUUGGUGCACGUCUUGCUGGAGCAUCUGUGACCAAGACAGCAAGUCUUUGUGAUGCAUCAAGAGCCACGGUAUCCAGGGUAAUGUCAGCAUACCACCAAGAAGAACCAACCACAUCCAACAGGAUUAACUGUGGACGCUGUUAGAGGAAGCUGUCUGAAAGGGAUGUUCGGGUAAUAACCCGGAUUGUAUCCAAAAAACAUGAAACCACGGCCGAUCAAAUCACGCAGAAUUCAAUGUGUACCUCAACUCUCCUGUUUCCACCAGAACUGUCCGUCACCACAAUCAAUUAUUCUGUUUCAGUUUCAUUAUCCAACCCCUGUACAUCAGGGGUCGGCAAUUAAGUUCGGUCGUGGCCCAAAUAUUUUACAAGCCAUUACAGACUAGUAGCUCUCCAGCUCAGAGGGUUGUUGAACCCAAUUGCAGAACAGUUGAUCUCAAAGCAGGUAAACCCAAGAAGAAAGGAUUAAUAAAUAAAUAAAUUAAACCCGUGUCGUCAGGGUCGCGUCCCAAUACACUACUGCUGCCCUGGCUAGUGAUUUGGGACACGGCCGGGAAAAAACAGCCUUAUAAGGACAUAGGGAGCCCAAGAACUGCUGAAAAAACAAGAACUAGUGGAAACUAGAGAGACAGGGGAGGCAUGUAAACAAAAGCUCUCCAGAGAAGCAUUUUACUUAUUUAUUUAUUUAUUUCAUUAUUGUUCAAAAAAAAAACCUCACAGGUCAGAUGUUUCACGCUUUAGGGCCACAUCUAUUGCCGACCCCUGAUCUACACAGAUUCAAACCCCUCAAUAAACCCAUCAAAACACCAUAAUCUACACAUUUAAAGGAUGUAUAAGUAUAAAAGUCCUCUUGCUUAUACACUUCAGAAGAUUCAGAGAGCUAACAAACACUCACGUAGCUCCUUUUUAAACACACACACACACACAAGCUCUGAAUGACAAUGACUAAGGCAGGGUAGCUGUAAUAUAAUCACAAGCUUUUUUGUCCUCUGUAAAAAAAAAACAUGAAGAACACAAGAGCUUCUACACUGUGGAAUUUUCCCAACAUUUAUUUUUUUAAAUUCUCUUUUUUAUUAUUAUUAUUCCCUUUUCUCUUCUCCCAGAUUUAGCCAACAUGGAUGUAGCCCUCGUCUGACCUUCCCAAAGAUUCUGAUAAACACACUGUAGCAGCCGUUACACACUGUUCACUCCCAGAGAAUCAGGCCAUAUAUGAUAAUAAUAAUAAUAAUUAUUAUUAUUAUUAUUGCUGCCAGUUUCAGUAUUGAUAUGGUACUAAAAGUGGGUGGAGUAAUCACUUUUUGUGACUUUGUUGCACGUAUGUGACACGCAAAUGAGUGUAUGCAUAUGUGUGUGUGUGUGUGUGUGUGUGUGUGUGUGUGUUUGAGAGAGAUACUCUAUCAUGUGUCACCUUGCCCCCCUGGGAUUGGGUGAAACUGUUUUGUCUGUGUCGAGAGAACGAGUGGAAAAACAUCCCUUUAACCUCUCAUCAGUUCCUCUCUUUUCAUUUCUUUUCUAUUCUAUUCUUCUUUCUUUUAAGCGAAUUCCUUCUCAUUCCUGAUCAUAAUUAUGAAUUUAUUUGUAUUUAUAUUUUUUAUUCUCUCUUUAAUUUACUUUUCUUCUUAUCUUCUUCCACUUUCUCUUGUUGUGUCAAAUGUAUUUAUUCUCCACUUUUUUCAGAUCAGUUAUUGCUUAUCUAUUUUUCGCACUAUAAGACACAAUGGAUUAUAAGACACGUUUUAUGCGACACUAGUAAGGAACAGGGGUGGCGCCAUGUUUCCCUUCUAAUUCAGUAAAGCCAAGCUAAGUUAAGUAAAAAAAACUGUAAUUUCAGAUGGGUCAGAGAAGUUAAUUGAGGUCUGGGUGUUAACCUACACAGAUUCCUCUACUGAAAACUGUUUAUUUGGGUGAGUAAAACAUUUCCAUUUAUUUACAGUAAACUUUCGCCUCUAAACGGCGAAAGAGCUAGCGCUUACCCCGGUUAGCGGUUAGUGCUAAUACUGCUGUACUUCAGUAGAGUGGAUUUACAGCUUCUUAAUACCUGACUGGUAGAAUUCAUACAUAAGAAGCACCAGAUUAUAAGGAGCUCUGACCAUUAUAAGUGCACAUUAUAGAGCGAAAAAUACGAUAAUCAAAGAUUAUUUUAAAAAUAUCCGUCGCUAUGAAGGAAAACAGUUAUAGAAGAAUAGAAUGGUGCUCUCCUCUCUUCUUCUCCUCUUUUCCUCUCUUUCUCUUUUUGAUUAAGAUGGAUCUAAAGCAUAAAUCACAUAAAUCACACAAACGUAAGAAAUACACUUAUUAUAAUGCAGCUCAUUAAUCAUCACCUCACAGUAUUUAAUACUAAUAAUAAUAAUAAUUUAAUCUACGGUUGUUUAAAGUGGAUUCUUACAGUAGUGAACCAGUGAACUGUGGUUUCUGACUCCACCCUUUACUUCUGAUUGCUGUCACUCUACAUGUACAUAUGUUUGUAUAGUAUAAUAUAUAAUCUAUCAAAUCUGUAUUUUUAUGGUAGGAGAUCUGAGGAGUGAUUUAGCGAUUUGAGAAAUGUAACUAUAUAAAAACACACUUGCUACUGAUUUUUUUUACAGAUAUAAAACCUGAAUUCAGUGAGCUAACAACAUGCGAUGUUUCUGGUCACUGUGAUUGUGACUAACUCUCGUGUAAAGCUGCCUUUUAUAGAUAUUCUGUAUAGAAAUAGAUAGAGAACAAUGUCUAUUAGUAUUAUUAUUAUUUAACUGUUUAAAUAUGAAGAUCACUGGGGUUGUAGCAUCUUUGGCCUGGUGAUGCUGUGAUUUUCACGCUCUAGUGCGCUCUAGAGUGUGAAUACGGGUGUGUGUUUAUGCUGUUCUACACAUUUAAGUGCAUGUUUCAAAGUGCUUCCUAAUAUAUAUAUAUUUUUGUUUGUUUGUUUGUUUGUUUGUUUUCCUAAGAGUUUCCAAAGCGUUUCACUUUUUAACUGAAUUAUAGCACAGCUCAGACACUGUAACACAUGAACAUCAAUCUGUUUUUUAUUUUUAUUCCGGUUUGUUUGUAAUACGACGCUGUUUAAAAGAUGACAAUAAGAAAAAUAAUGAUUAUUUAAAUUAAAACAUGUCUAGAAAGUGUAGGUAGACGCACCUCUCCGGGGUGAAUAUCAGAUAUUUUAUUAUUUUUGUAUGUAUAGACGACUAAUGAUGAUGAUAAAAUAAUAAACCUGUUGAUAGAUUCCUGUUUGAUAGAUAGUGCUGCUCUUGUGUUCUAUAAAACUGAUCUAUAAAACAGGUGAGCGCUCUCACGCUCUCACGUAUCCAUUGAUAUAUAUUCUGAUGACUUUUAUAUAUCUGUUACUCUCUAAAACAUCAUUCAUUUGCACUUCUUUUAAAAUCAUACAUUUAAUCAUACAGAGAUACUACUUUUCUUGAAUUAAUGAUAUUUGAAAUAUCUUAACUGUGCGUAGAUGUUUAAACAAAAAAAAUAUAUAGAUAUAUUUAUAUUAUUAUCUUCCCAGCAGCUAACAUGCAGCGACUUUGCAUUGGUUUAUAUUGUUUUUUUAUUAUUAUUAUUAUUUAUAUUUAUAUUUCCUUCUCCUUAUAUACACAGAUCAAGCGAAAAAUAUUAUGAACACCUCUUUGUUCAUAACUUGUAUUAUGUUUUUCAGCUCUACUGAGCAUAUUGAGCAUAUAUUUCUACUAUGUAUUUGUAUAAUAUAAUAAUAGAAUUAUACAGACUGUAUUUGUGUUUCUCUGUAUAUUUUAUUAUUAUUCUUCUUAUUUUAACCUUGUUCUUCAAAACUCAGAACUCAUCGGAUAAAAAACCACCACAGAAAGCCAUAGAAACACUAGAUGACCUCAGAAAUUAAAAUAUUAAGAACUGAAAUGUAUAAAGUAUUUCCUGUAUCUGUAAUUUUAAUUAAUUUAAUCUAUCAUUACAUUAGUUAGUGUUUAUUUUUUAGCUGUUAGAAUCUGUAUAUAAUCUACACUUCAGUCCUUCCCUCUCAGAACUACAGUUUUAUCAUUAUUAACAUUAUAAAGUUUGAUUGGUCCUACAGUAAAACCCUGUGGAACACCACAAGAUCUGCUCUAUCAACCAACAGUUCACCAUCAGUUCACUACAGUUUCUGCACUACAGUUAAUUACAGAUAAAUAAGCUAGUGAACACUGUAGUUCACUGAUCGACUCUCCUGUUGUUUAUUUUCCUCUGUUUAAAUCCUGAUUCUGAGAUUCUCAGUAGGAGAAAAUACUGUAUUAACCAGAAUCAAUAAUCAAUCAAACUACUUAUAAACCAUCAUACAAACUUACAUACUGUAAAAGAGCGGGAAAAAACUCCACACAACAGAAGAGAGAGUGAAGAACUAUUGAUAAGAGAAAGAUGUGAGGAGAUGUAUAUAUGUAUGGAUUAUACGUCUAUAGAUUACUGUGUUCCUGUUACCAGGUGAAAUGGAUUGUGGGUGGUAUAUGUAAGUGUUCAUUUGGUUAUUGGUGGAGAAUCAGUGUUGUAGAUAAAGUAAAGUCAGAGACAGAAGCUCUUUACAGUGUUGCUCAUCCUCCAGCAGAAACACUGAGGUGUUUAAAACCUCCAGCAGCACUGCUGCUGCAUCGGAUCCAAACCUUAUUAACAGGAAGUAAACUUGAAAGCAUUAAAAGUAGGUUAAAAUUUAGGUGAAGAAUACUAAAAUACUAAAAGUGCAUUUUCUAUUCAAUAUGUUUUAUUUAGAAAAUAUUCAUUAACAUUAAAUAUACUUUCUCUGUAUUUCCAUAAUAUGUAUUUUUAAGCAAUAUGCUUAUACAUUGUGUUGACCAAAAAUAUAUGUAUAUGUGUAUAGUGGCAUUAAAUCCUGCUUAAAGUGCAUUUUAGAGAAGUUCACAGAAGUUACACGAAAAAGCACAAAUCUAAUGCUUUUAUGUUGUACUUAAAUAUCGCUUAAUUGCAAUUGAAAUAUAUUUAAGUUGUCAUAAGUUGUUUUAAAAUACAUGUACAGUACAUUUAGUAUGUAUUUAAGUACAUAAUUCAUUUUGAAUAAAGUAUGUACUUUUCCAUGUUAAGGAUACUUUAAAAAAAAAAAAAUAUAUAUAUAUAUAUAUAUUUUUUUUUUUACAAGUGAACACACACUAACUUCUCAUACACCACCAUACUAAUCACUGCUAAUGAAUAAUAUUGAAGAACAGGGUUUAAAAAAUGAAGGAGAAUAAUAAAAUAUACAGAGAAACACAAAUACAGUCUGUAAUUAUUAUAUUAUGUAUAUUAUACAAAUACAGAGUGUUUUAUAUGAUCUUAUCAUCAGUAGAGCUAAAAAUAUUAAUUAUAACGAGUGUAGAAACAAGGGGAGGUCAUAAUGUUUUGCUUGAUUGUUGUAUGUAAUUUACUUUAAUUAACUUUAGUAGUGUUUUUUUCCGAGACUGUUGUUUUUGUUAGUUUUUUGCUAUUUUAUGCACUAAAAUACAUUUUUUUUACUGUAGUGGUAGACGUCCUUAUUAUUAUUAUUAUUAUUAAAUAUUAUUGAUGUUUCGAUUCUCAGCCUUAAUUUAUGAAUUUUUGAUAGUCAUGCACAACAUAGCCUCAGGGGAGACUAUAUAGUGUGUGUGUGAAUGCACGUGUGUGUGUGUGUGUGUGUGUGUGUGUGUUGUCUUUUGGUUGAAGAAUGAGUUGUUGGUUCUCAGAUGUUGCCAUGAAGAUUUUUUUUACAUAUAUCAAUCACACUCAAUCCUGAUAUUUUAGAUUGUUUUUUUUUUUAUUCGUUCUUUUUGUUUUGUUGUUUAUUUUUAUUUGUAUUAAUAUUAUUAUUAUUAUUGUUAUAAUAAUUAUGAAUAGUAGCUCUAAAGAGCUCCGCCUCCCUAAUUAGAGAAGAUCUUAAAUAUCCAAUAAAUUCAAUUAAAUAAAAAAUAUAUAUAUAUAUAAAAGAAAAUAAUAAAAAAAUCAGUAUAGUAGACAAUCUCGUAAUUUCAUAAUCAAAAAUAUAUAUAACAUAAUCAAGGAGCUCAACUACUUUGGAUGAAAAUUUGAUGAUUUGUACUUUAUCAUUAUUAUUAAUAUUAUGAUUUCUGAUUAAACUGGUUUCUAAGAUAUGUUUUAAUAUUUUAAAUGUAUAAAAGAAAAGAAAUACAUACUAAAACUAGCUGCUACCUGUUUAAAACGUCUAAACGUCUAAAGUGAGCUCCACUUUUCGCUUCACUUUAAAAAGCACUUUUAAGCUUGAAUAAUAUCAGUUUCAUAUUUAUGUUUAAUAAAGCAUCAUUUAUUCACAUUUUUACCUUUUUUUAUGUUUUAAUCCUGUAUCAUAUAAAGAUGAGAUCUGAGAUCAUGUUUAGCUCGUGUAUAGUUGCCAAAUGAAGGACUGAGCACCAGCCACAAAGCAUUCUGGGAAUGGAAAGCAGGUUAACAGUGAGAUUAAUGUUGGAAGCGUAAGAAAAUACUCAAACAGCUGUUUGUAAAUACAUGAAUGUUCUUCACUGUAAACAAUCUAAUAACAUGUUUAACCAAACGAACAUCUGUACUUAAUGUUACGCACUCGAUGUUACAGAUCGUGUCUGAAAUUUUUGCUCAUUAAAAAGCUCGAUUGCCAUUCUUA